Messenger RNA from Microplitis mediator, 1316 nucleotides. RefSeq lists its product as uncharacterized. NCBI's taxonomy places the organism in Eukaryota, Metazoa, Arthropoda, Insecta, Hymenoptera, Braconidae. The transcript has 4 exons. Bases 419 to 835 code for a protein of 138 amino acids. The record is from RefSeq and is a predicted model, not a curated record.
UAAAAAUUAGACUCCAGUGUCAUCUGUCACUUGAAAUAAAAACUCUCUGCUGCUCCAUUUCUUUUAUAAAAUUUAAUCGGUAUCCAAUGACUGAGCUCCGGUAAAUAAAAUUCAAACUUUACCGGUUAAAUGUUUACGAAAACGUAACAGGGGCGCGAAAGCUAAUACUUUGAGAUAAACAAAAUUCUCAGAACAAAAGAAACUCGAGUUAAAUCAUACAGUCAAACUUUUGCGUACAAACAUUCACGAUAACUUAAAACUUUGUUUUCUUUUUUUUUUUUUCGCUACCUAACCAAAAAAAAAAUAUAGUGUAUAUAUUUUUUAUAUAAAUAUAAUUAUAAGACUUUGGUUAAAAUAUGUAACAACCAGUUUUUUUUGUGUAAUUAUUUAAGUAUUUGAUACUUAUAAGAUUGUAGUGAUGGCCACUGAAAAAAGUGAAUCGCAGACGGAAGUUGACGAAAUAUUCGUCGAGUACAACAAAAAUUGGUGCUGCGUGUUGGAGGAUUUAAUCGAGUGCCCAAUUUGUUACGAAGUACCGACUGGAAAUAUUCUUCAGUGUACACAAGGACACGAUUUAUGUCACUUGUGUGUUAAAAAAGUUGAUUUAUGUCCAAUUUGUAGUGCUGCAUUUAAUGGCACAAGAAAUCGUUCUUUGGAAAAAUUAAUUCCGAUGAUAAACGAUUUUAAGUCUUUUUCAAUGGACCCUACAAAAGCAGGGGAAAAAUGCCGUCGGAUAAAAAAAAUUUCGAGGUCAACGCAAACUUUAGAGGGUAACGUGAAUCCGUUGAGGAGAAGCCAACGGACGAAAACAAAAAAUCUACAGACGAUUAAUUAAGUCUAUGUGCAAAAAAAAAAAAAUUAGUUUAAAUGGAAUUAAAAAUUAAACAUUACAACUUAAGGCCACAGUUAAAAAGUCUUCAAAGCUAAUGGUUAUGACUCCUGUUUGCUCAGUAUCACGUGCACGGAAUGCUUCUGCAAGAAAAAAAAAAUAAAUAUUAAUGUUUUGUAUUUUUUUAUUAAUAAAUAAAUUUAAUUACCAGUAAAUUUUUGUAUCUGCACACACAAUACGAUGAACUGAUCGACAGUAAUACUAGAGUGAUCAUUAAAAUCACUUUUUUUAAUUAAAUACUGAAUAAAUUCGGGAGUAAAUCUGUAGCCCAUCUGUGUAAGAGCUGCUGACAAUUCGCUUUCUUGAAUACUGCCCGAGUUAUCGCGAUCGUACCCACGGAAAACGCUCAACCAGGCGUUUAUAUAAUUGUACAGAGCUUGAAAUUCAUUUAAGUCAAUUGUUCCUGUCUUCUCUUUGUCAAACAUUC